UUUUCAUAAAGGUACUGAAAUUAAUUGCUUCGAUUUCUUCAAAUUUUGUUUCUUCUUUCCCAAUUAAUUGAUUUUCUCCCUUGUUCAUUGUUGAUUUUGAUUAUUAUAUAGUCAUAAUUACUUCUAAAAUGUUGGGAUUUAUGAAAUUUACACAUAAUUUAAUCCGCAAACUAAAUAAUAACCCCUUAAUAAUUCAAAUCCAUAAUCUUUAAAAUUAGAUGCUGAUAUAAAAUUGGGCGCACGACUUAAGAAGGGUAAAUAAAUUGCAAUUUGGGCAGUGAAGCGAAGAGAAGCUUGAAAUACUCAAUUUCGUCAACGUACUAUGACUUCCGAUUCUCGUAAAGUGAUUGUUCAUCUAAGAGCGACUGGCGAUGCCCCCAUUCUUAAACAAGCCAAGUUUAAGAUUCCAGGUACUGACAAAUUCAUCAAAGUAAUAGAUUUUCUGCGGCGCCAACUCCAUAGGGAGACCUUGUUUGUGUAUGUCAACAGCGCCUUCUCACCAAAUCCAGAUGAGUUGGUAAUUGAUCUAUACAAUAACUUUGGUUUUGAUGGUAAGUUGGUGGUCAAUUAUGCAUGCUCCAUGGCGUGGGGGUGAAAACUCCUGGUUGUUUGCAGUACAUUGCUAGAAGCUUCUCCAUAUCUGAGUAAAUACUUACUCUGUACGAUAGAAACCCGGCAUCAAUGAUUAGUCAGAUUGUUCUUCUGUAGAUUGUUCAGUAUAUAACUACGAUUUAUAUGUUGUUGCUUAUCGAUUGUGUUCCAAUAGUUUCUUCAUGGACGAUUGAUCUACGUUACCCAUAAGGAAAGGCCUUUCUCUGCG
Messenger RNA from Capsicum annuum, 820 nucleotides. RefSeq names its product ubiquitin-like protein ATG12. Gene Ontology annotation, cellular component: phagophore assembly site membrane; Atg12-Atg5-Atg16 complex; cytoplasm. The coding region runs from base 323 to 595 and encodes 90 amino acids. The record is from RefSeq and is a predicted model, not a curated record. Gene Ontology annotation, biological process: C-terminal protein lipidation; nucleophagy; autophagy of mitochondrion. The transcript has 5 exons. NCBI's taxonomy places the organism in Eukaryota, Viridiplantae, Streptophyta, Magnoliopsida, Solanales, Solanaceae.